AUGAAUAAGAUAGCAUGUCACCCUUCAUAUAAAAUAGCAACAAUCAAGAGUAGCCCACAUAUACCUGCAACAUUCGCAAACUAUGAACCUGUGUAUAAUUGGAAUUCAUAUAUACAUCAUUUAAAGCAAACGCUUAGAAUAUCAAACUUCGAUUCACAGCUAACUAAUGUUGAAUUAAAAAUACCAUCUAAUUCAUUAAGCAACACCACACAUCAUACAUAUGCUUGCUCAAUAUCAAACAUUUUGAUAACUCGUGGGAUAGCAUCAGAACAAGAUCCUAUAGUAACAGAUAUAUUUAAAGAAAAACAUUUAUAUGCGGACUGGAAUACAAUCAAUUGGUUCACUCAUUUGCAUCAAAACCGAAAAUUCUUAAACCAUGAUAAAUUUCUUGCAUUGAUAAGCAAUAAUUUCCAAAUUUCUUAUUCUUUGGAUGUACUUUUAAACAAAGCUUGGAAGUCUUAUGUUCAUUCUGCAUUUUUACAUCAAUAUAAACAAUUUGGUUUAGAAGAAGAUGAUUUUUUACAAGCAUUCGCAGUGCUUGAAAAUGUUGUAAAAGAUUAUAAAGAAUUGGUUCCUCAUGCAAAGAAAUAA
Bombus pyrosoma is the source of this 591-nucleotide messenger RNA. Its product is annotated as tubulin delta chain-like. Lineage: Eukaryota; Metazoa; Arthropoda; Insecta; Hymenoptera; Apidae. Gene Ontology annotation, cellular component: microtubule. Bases 1 to 591 code for a protein of 196 amino acids. Gene Ontology annotation, molecular function: GTP binding; structural constituent of cytoskeleton. The transcript has 2 exons. The record is from RefSeq and is a predicted model, not a curated record. Gene Ontology annotation, biological process: microtubule-based process.